Messenger RNA from Cyprinus carpio (common carp), 700 nucleotides. RefSeq names its product zinc finger protein 120-like. The transcript has a single exon. The record is from RefSeq and is a predicted model, not a curated record. The coding region runs from base 82 to 540 and encodes 152 amino acids. Lineage: Eukaryota; Metazoa; Chordata; Actinopteri; Cypriniformes; Cyprinidae.
AAAAUUCACGCUGGAGAGAGGCCUUACACCUGUGCACUGUGUGGAAGUAGUUUCAUUCGAAGAGGAGGCCUUAAAAGCCACAUGAGAAUCCACACUGGAGAGCAGUCUUACACCUGCCCUCAAUGUGGAAGGAGCUUUACACACAGACAAACUCUUAAAGCCCACAUAAGAAUUCACACAGGAGAGAAGCCUUUUACCUGCCAACAGUGUGGAAAGAGUUUCACUCAACAUGGAAACCUUAAAGUCCACAUGAGGAUUCAUGAUGGAGAGAAGCCUUUCGUUUGCCAACAGUGUGGAAAAUAUUUCAUUGAACAUGGAAACCUUAAAGUCCACAUGAGGAUUCACACUGGAGAGAAGCCUUUCACCUGUCAACAGUGUGGAAAAUGUUUUUCAGUAAAAGGAACCCUUAAAAGCCACAUGAGCGUCCACACUGGCGAGAAGCCUUACUCAUGCCUUCAGUGUGGAAUCCGUUUCACUCGGCAUGGAAGCUUUAACAGGCACAAGAGAAUUCACAACAGAGAGAAGCCACACACCUGCUAACUGUGUAGAAGGAGCUUCACAACAAAACUAAUCAUGAACAGUCACUGGUGAGAAGAUGUUUAUAUUUGGUUGAUGAUGGUUUCUCAUGCAGUAACAUCUCAUGGCUCAAACAGAUUUCUCACCUCAGUCCUCAGUCGUGGUAUGGAGGAUGGAAGAGAGC